GGAAUCGGAAAAAUCAAUUUCCUUGAAAAUUUUCCGACGAGAACUUCACUUGUAACCACUGAAAUCCAACAAAAAUGGAGAAAAGAACGAGAAACAUCAAUCCAUCGCGGAUCAUUCUCUUCGCCGGACUUCUCCUUCUGAGCUCCGUCGAUCAAACCCUUGCACUUUCCGUCACCGUGAACGACGUUGAAUGCGUCUACGAAUAUGUUCUCUACGAAGGAGAUUCCAUCUCCGGCAACUUUGUAGUCGUCGAUCACGAUAUCUUCUGGGCCGCCGAUCAUCCCGGCAUUGAUUUCUCUGUUACAUCUUCAGCUGGUAAUGUUAUUUACACAAUUAAGGGAACAUCUGGAGACAAAUUUGAAAUCAAAGCUCCAAGAAAUGGAAUGUACAAAUUUUGUUUUAAAAACCCUUAUUCUACUCCAGAGACUGUUUCAUUCUACAUACAUGUUGGUCACAUUCCAAAUCAACAUGAUCUGGCUAAGGAUGAACAUCUUGACCCUAUUAAUGUCAAAAUUGCUGAACUAAGAGAGGCAUUAGAAUCUGUUACAGCAGAGCAGAAGUUUCUAAGAGCUCGCGAUGCUCGUCAUCGACACACUAAUGAAAGCACGCGAAAACGCGUUUUAGUGUAUACGAUUGGAGAAUACAUUUUAUUAGCGGCUGCAAGUGCGCUCCAAGUAAUUUACAUACAUCAUUUAUUCAGUAAGUCCGUCGCAUAUAACAGAGUUUGACUUGUUAUCAUUCGUUUUACACUGUUUUGUUUCAUAGGUUAUAAGAAGAUUUUGAUUAUUGUUGUUCCCUUAAUAAACAAGAUGUAAACAUAUCAUAAUAUUUACA
Molecule: messenger RNA, 834 nt
Organism: Impatiens glandulifera
Lineage: Eukaryota; Viridiplantae; Streptophyta; Magnoliopsida; Ericales; Balsaminaceae
Product: transmembrane emp24 domain-containing protein p24beta3-like
Exons: 4
Coding region: 75-728 (217 amino acids)
Biological process (GO): intracellular protein transport; Golgi organization; endoplasmic reticulum to Golgi vesicle-mediated transport
Cellular component (GO): endoplasmic reticulum-Golgi intermediate compartment; endoplasmic reticulum; COPII-coated ER to Golgi transport vesicle
Source: RefSeq, a predicted model, not a curated record